ACUGGUCUCCAACUCAGAGCGUUGUCAGUGGGGCUCAAGCAAGGAAACCAAGGGGACUGGGGCGAGCAGUGCAAUAAUCCGGUUCUUCAGACAGAGUAGAAGUGAGAUGGCGUUAUGAAUGUUUUCUUUCGUUACCACUUCAUCAAGUCAGUUGGUUUAACAUCAUACAACAUUCCAGUUUCUUGGAACUUUUGAGAGUUUCAACGUUUUCCAAUGAAUUGUACCAGGGUUCUCCACAUACUGAACCCCAGACCCCUCUCAGGCCCCAUCAUGCCAGUGGACAUGGCCAUGCGGUUCUGUCUGUCCCACUCCCCGCCCGUCCGCAGCUUUCUGAGCUCCUACGAGGACUGCCACUCCCUCUCCAAUGCACCCCACGCCACCCUGCGACCCUGCAUUAACACCCGAGGAGGGGCAGCGGCUGCCAGCGACCCCUCUGGAAGCCCCCGCCAGAGCAGGGGCAGCCCCACCACCAGGCCCAGGACCAUGCCCAAGAAGAGGGUGGUGUUUGCAGACUCCAAAGGCAUGUCCCUCACAGCCAUCCACAUUUUCAAAGAGUUUGAGGAGGACCCUCUGGCUGAGCUGCAGUUUGACCUAGCAGACCUGGAGAAAGCCACCGCUGGCCUGAAGAUCUCCAUGGAGCGCAGCCUGGUGUUGGACUUCGCCCAGCCUGCCGCGGACUACCUGGAUUUCCGGAGCCGGCUAAAGAAGAACCAGGUCUGUUUGGAGAACUGCACUGUCCAGGACCGCACGCUUACCGGCACCGUCAAGGUCUGCAACGUCAGCUUCGAGAAGUCUGUCUCCGUCCGGAUCACGCAGGACUCGUGGGCGACCUUCCAGGACGUGGAGUGCAGCUACAUGAACAACGUGUACGGUGGGCCAGACACCGACACCUUUGCCUUCUCGGCGGAGCUGCCAGCCGCCCCGGCAGCACAGCAGUGUGUGGAGUUCUGUGUGCGGUACCACACCCCGGAGCAGACCUACUGGGACAACAACGACGGGAACAACUACCGCUUGGUGGCGUCGGAUGGAGACGGAGAGCAGGCCAGCGGAGGGCUCUGCUCCGGCCUUGCCUCCUCUGCCGCCAUCCCCACCCCGUCAUCGCAAGAGUUCAAGCGGGACAUCAAGCAGCCGGAGAUGGAGUUUGAUCAGUUUGGAUCGCCCAGGACGUCCAGCGGCUUCUUCCCAGAGUGGCAGAGCUGGGGCCGGAUCGAGAACACCACCAUCUACUGGUGAGGAGGCCUGGCCGCAGGCGUCCUUUACAUAACCACCUCACCCUGCAGCAUCAUCGACUCGAGGAAGAGAGGGGGUGUUGUUUGAGUGCUAAGCCCUCAAUACCCUUGCGUUACCCUUACCACCACCCUUCCUAAGGAUAAAGUGAUGAUACAAACAGCCAAGUUCAAGAAAACCAAGACCUCCGACUCAAGGACACUCCGAGUUGAUUCCUAUUCACUCGGGGACCCCAGUAACAGAGAUCAACAUGUUGUUCAUUUUUUUUUCUUCACUCUUUGUAAAGAAAAAAGGAAUGGAUAAGAAGAAUGGGCCUGUCUGUUCAUGUUGAAGGUGAACAGAACAGUAUGUGUAUGUUAAUAUGCUGAGAGAUCUUCAACAGUGGUUAGAUCCUCCAACUAUCCCUGCCUCGCAGUUACCCUGCCGUCACUUUGAGCUGAAAACCACAACCACAGCAGUGGCAAACAAAAUGGUUGUGACACAAACUGUUGUAACUAAAAGAGAUUAUUAGGGCAUUGGGAGUUUUAGAAAUGUCAAGACGGUGGGCUUUAGGCUUUAAUCGUUUUCCUAAAUUUAUGUGCGUGUACUAAAUCAUUUUUAUAGACUUAACAUGAAUCACAAGUCUUUAUAAUAUAGCCUAGAUGCCUUCCUUUGUAAUCUGAUAUUGAUUGUCAGUUAAGCUGUAUGUAAUAUGCUGGCAUUACUGCUACACCUGAGCACAAAAAGCUAGUUUUGGGGAGGCCAGCUCUACACAUGGGAGUUUGCACUUAAGUCAAUCUUUUUCAAGGGUGUUUGUUCAAGGAGGUUUAAUCAUGUUUUGUAUGUGGAAACUGUCUGGCAGAUUUCCAUCACUAAUUUGAACGUGCCGUUUGUGCCACAAGGACAGUUGUUUUACUGGCCACAGUCAGUGUGUGGGCAUGUAGUGUAUGUAAUGUAGCCCUGUCAUGGGUGGCAGUCAGAGCAGGUGGCUUUGCACUGACAGUGAAUGAUGGAAACCCUUGAUAUGUGAGAGAAUGAAUGGAGACUAAUGUAAUGGAUGGGUUCUCGUGGUACAAGAAGAGGGAGGUGCUUCAUAUUGAAGUUGGCACAGCAAGUUGUACCAGUUUUCAGGAGUUCCAACAGAGAUUUAGGUGAAAUCGCUUGAUGGCAAAGCUAUCCCAGUCACCAAAUUAGAGUUUGUUUGGUGUGAAACUGAAAAGCUCAUGUUUUCUUAUGUCAGCCAUAAUUCUGUUAAGCCUUCUUUACGUGCAAGCUUGCACUCCCUUACCUUCCUGUCUAUGUUGCUGCUGGAACAUGUCCGUGUGUGUGUGUGUGUGUGUGUGUGUGUGUGUGUGUACAUGUAUAAGUAUGCAUCUAGACUAUAAGCUGCUUGUCUGCAGUCACAUUCAUGGACUCAAGGAAGGCAGAGCUCUUCCCUGUGUGAAACACUGAAAUCUGUAGAUAGAUGGGGGGGGGGGGAGGGGGGAGGGGUUUGAGGGAGGAAGACAGUGUGGGAGGUGACAGAGACAUUAAGUAUGAGGGGAGGGAGGAAGACAAUGUAAUGGGGGGAUAGUGAGUAGAUGG
This is a messenger RNA of Hypomesus transpacificus, 2790 nucleotides long. RefSeq names its product protein phosphatase 1, regulatory subunit 3Cb (gene ppp1r3cb). NCBI's taxonomy places the organism in Eukaryota, Metazoa, Chordata, Actinopteri, Osmeriformes, Osmeridae. The record is from RefSeq and is a predicted model, not a curated record. Gene Ontology annotation, biological process: regulation of glycogen biosynthetic process. Gene Ontology annotation, cellular component: protein phosphatase type 1 complex. Bases 214 to 1233 code for a protein of 339 amino acids. The transcript is spliced from 2 exons. Gene Ontology annotation, molecular function: protein phosphatase 1 binding; glycogen binding.